This is a messenger RNA of Botrytis cinerea B05.10, 1695 nucleotides long. RefSeq lists its product as hypothetical. The transcript is spliced from 7 exons. Bases 224 to 1531 code for a protein of 435 amino acids. Gene Ontology annotation, molecular function: pyridoxal phosphate binding; transaminase activity. Gene Ontology annotation, biological process: biosynthetic process; amino acid metabolic process. NCBI's taxonomy places the organism in Eukaryota, Fungi, Ascomycota, Leotiomycetes, Helotiales, Sclerotiniaceae. The record is from RefSeq and is a predicted model, not a curated record.
GAAUUAAAAUGGAACGAUUAGAUUAUUGUUGAACAGUUUCACCAGUGGUCAAUUCUGGCCUGCUUUUUCUCCUGCAAAUAGCCGGCGUGUUCUUUCACUCCACAAAAAAUUAAAACUGGAGUUAACGUACACAUUUUUGAUCCGAACAUACGGCAUUUCAUAUGCAAAUAAUUCCUCCACGCUGGUAUUAAAGAAGUUCUGAUUCUUAUUCCCAUUCUCCAAGAUGGAAAACCUCUCUUCCCGAUGUCUUCAAAACAUCUCGUCGGAAGAGAUUCGAAAUUUCAUGGGUACGGUAUUUGGAAAUCCUUGGUCUGAAUGUAAUCCAGAUGGUAUCUUCCCAAUGGGCAUUGCAGAGAAUAGACUUAUGCAUGAUGAAAUUGCAAACUAUAUAAACUCGAAUUUCCGAGUAACCCCAAAAAUGCUCACAUAUGGAGAUGGACCAACUGGUUCUUUUGAAUUGCGUGCUGCUCUGGCCGCAUUCUGGAACUCAAAUUUUUCACCAAAAGAAUCUGUAUCCAGGGAUCAUGUAACAGUUAUGGGAGGAGGUUCUUCUAUUCUCGAUGCAUUAAGUUAUUGUAUCGCCGAAAAAGAUGAAGCAAUUUUAGUUGCUCAACCUUUCUAUGUUGGAUUCGUUGGAGAUUUUGAGGAUCGUGCUAGAGUCAAAGUGGCUCCUGUGCCGAUCGGUUCACUCGAAGAUGUGACUACCAUGACUGGAGUCAAGAAACAUGAAGAAGCACUUAUUGCCUCGAGAGAAAAGGGUAUUAAGAUCCGGGGACUCAUGCUCUGUAAUCCUCAUAAUCCUCUUGGAAGAUGUUAUGCACCAGAAGUCCUAGAAGCGUAUCUUUCUCUCUGCUCAAAAUACAAUAUUCACCUCAUAAGUGAUGAAGUGUAUGCAAUGGCUGUUUUUUCAAAUCAGGAUAUACCGGAUCCAAUGUCUUUUACCUCGAUACUUUCAUUAGACAUUGGGAAGUUUUGUGAUCCGGCUUUGGUUUUGGUGGUCUAUGGUAUGAGCAAGGAUUUCUGCUCAAAUGGCCUACGUAUUGGAUGUAUCAUCUCACAACAUAAUCCCACCCUUCAUCGUACUCUUGGAGCAAUAUCAAAAUUCGCUUGGGCAUCUUCGUUAUCUGAUCAUGUAUGGACAUUAAUGUUGAAUGAUCAAGAGUUUUUAGAUUAUUAUUUCUCAACUCUUGCUCAAAAAAUGAGAAAUGCGUAUGAGCUCUGCACCAGGCGAUUGAAAGAAUUCAACAUUUCUUAUAUUCCCGCAUCUUGCGGUCCCUUCAUUUGGAUAGAUCUUCGUUCAUAUCUUACAUCCCCAACCAUCGAGGCAGAACGUAUACUCUCUUGGAAGAUGUUGAAACAUGGGAUUUGGCUCGCUACAGGUGAAGCCUUUGCAUCCGAAGAGCCGGGUUGGUAUCGUAUUACUUUUGCUAUGGAUGAGAAAGAUUUGAGAUUUGGUAUGGAUAGAUUACGGAAAGUUUUGAAUAUGGUGGAAGAAGUAAAGACGCAAUCUUCAUUAGGAACACAAACCUGAAGUAGAGUCCUUGAAAAUGGUAGAUCAAUGUGUUGAGGGAAGUAUUGGAUAGGAAUACCCAGAAUUGUUAAAGAUCUCCUCAUCUCAUUGCAAGAGGAAAUCUAUCUCGCAUUCAUUGCACAAUAGAACAUUAGGAUAUCUUCGUGUACUGAUAUUAAACGCCA